AUGAAGGUGAAGAUUAAGUGCUGGAAUGGUGUGGCCACUUGGCUCUGGGUGGCCAAUGAUGAGAACUGCGGUAUCUGCCGGAUGGCCUUCAACGGAUGCUGCCCCGACUGUCAAGUGCCGGGCGACGACUGCCCCCUGGUGUGGGGCCAGUGCUCACACUGCUUCCACAUGCACUGCAUCCUCAAGUGGCUCAAUGCACAGCAAAUGCAGCAACACUGCCCCAUGUGCCGCCAGGAGUGGAAAUUCAAGGAGUGA
Messenger RNA from Chrysochloris asiatica (Cape golden mole), 255 nucleotides. It is a transcript of the gene ANAPC11, whose product is annotated as anaphase promoting complex subunit 11. NCBI's taxonomy places the organism in Eukaryota, Metazoa, Chordata, Mammalia, Afrosoricida, Chrysochloridae. Gene Ontology annotation, cellular component: anaphase-promoting complex; nucleus. The coding region runs from base 1 to 255 and encodes 84 amino acids. Gene Ontology annotation, molecular function: ubiquitin protein ligase activity; cullin family protein binding; zinc ion binding. The transcript has 2 exons. Gene Ontology annotation, biological process: protein ubiquitination; positive regulation of mitotic metaphase/anaphase transition; anaphase-promoting complex-dependent catabolic process. The record is from RefSeq and is a predicted model, not a curated record.